AUGUUCGGCACCAAAAUUAAGAAAAGACAAGCUAAGAUAAUAUCUCUGUUAAAUAGUUUACCAGAAUGUACCCCGGAAGAAAAGAAACAGAAAAUACAAUCAAUACAAGGUCUCUACGCCUUGGAAUUGUUUGACAUGAAAAAAUACCCUCAAGCCUUAGCAGAGUUCUUUAAAUUAAACACCGAUCCUGCUGAAGUCAUAAAAUUGUUUCUUGAACUGGAUGGAAAGUCAACUGAAGAAAAAGUAGAAGUGAAAAAAAUAAAAGGCAAAGAUCUAGAGAGUGCUUUAAACGCUUUGAUACAAUAUUUAAUAAAAGUAAAGAAGAAUAUCUUGGAACUGUCACAUGAAUCUGGUAACGGUCAGACGGAUAUAGUAAAAGAGUGUCAUAAGCAACAGUUAGAAUUAAUAGACACUACUUUGUUGAAGUGCUACUUAGAGACAAAACAAGCAUUGGUUACUCCACUGUUGCGCGCCAACAACUGUAACUUAGAAGAAGCUGAGAAGACACUCCUACGUCAUGGGAAGAAUAAUGAAUUGGUGUUAUUGUACCAGAUGAAGGAACAACAUGAGAAAGCUCUCGAGAUACUAAGAGAACAAUCUAAACGAGAAUCUGCCAUUGAAGUUUAUCAGCGCACGGCAAAUUACUUGCAGCAGCUGGGAUCGGAACAUCUAAGUUUAAUAUUCAAGUUCUCAGCGUGGAUAUUGAAAGAGGAUCCAGACGAAGGCUUAAAGAUAUUUACCGCAACCAUAGAAGCAGUAGAAAAGUUACCCCGCCCAAAGAUAUUGAAUUUCCUACUACGAGAUCAUAAAAUGGUAGUGAUACCAUACCUGGAACAUGUCAUACACAUUUGGAACGAUACGGAUGCGUUAUUUCAUAACGCUCUAAUAGAUAUGUACCGAGAUAAACUAACAGUCGAAAAUAAAAAUAUUCCCGAAGAAGACUUUCAAAAUAUAAAGUCGAAAUUAUUAUCAUUUUUAGAGGCCUCUACGUAUUAUACACCCAAAAGUGUCUUGUUGCAUUUUCCACAAGACAGUAUGUUCGAAGAGAGAGCAAUUGUUCUAGGGAAAUUAGGAAGGCACGAACAAGCGCUCGCUAUACAUGUGUUAAUCUUAGGUGACAUAAAUCGAGCGAUACAUUAUGCCGAAAAGGUUAGCGCCGCUUCUAGUGAUAAAUAUCAAGAUGUCUUCGUGAGCCUAAUGCGAAUCAUCAUGUACCCAAAUCAAUGCGAUUGUCUAGAUGGACUUCUAGCCAACGUUCCCAGACAUCCGAAAACAUCCGUAGGGGACAAUGAAAUUGCUUUGCAUAUUCUAGAGAAGUACAUUCAUAAAAUAUCGCCGUUGAAAGCAUUAUCAGUGUUGCCAGACUCUGUGCCUCUAAUUCGUUUAAAACAAUUCUUUGCGAGCUCUCUCGACGUACAUUCAACUAUGAAGCGACAUAUACAGAUUUUGAAAGGAUUGUCAUAUGCUGAACACAUCUACGUACAAGAAUUGCAAGAGUACUUCGAAUCACAGAGCGUUGUAAUAAAUGAAUAUGACAUAUGUCAUGUGUGUAAAAGGCGUUUCGGUAACCAGAGUGCGUUUGUGAGAUAUCCCAAUGGUGAAAUCGUGCAUUACUCGUGUAAGCUUAACAAAUAA
This is a messenger RNA of Arctia plantaginis, 1635 nucleotides long. The record is from the annotation of a GenBank genome assembly. Lineage: Eukaryota; Metazoa; Arthropoda; Insecta; Lepidoptera; Erebidae.